GCAGAGAACCAGUCAACCACGCGAAAAAGGAGAGAAAUGUCUGGAUUUCGAGCAAAAUUUCCUUCUGGAUCAAUCGCAAUUAGCUCGUACAGAGACCAACAUUAUAAGGGAAGCCGAGCAGAGCAGGAGAAGGCCUUGUUGACGUCCUCUACGUUAUAUGUAGGAAACCUCUCAUACUACACGACAGAGGAGCAGAUUCAUGAGUUGUUUGGGAAAUGUGGGGACAUCAAGCGAAUCAUCAUGGGGCUGGACAAAGUGAAGAAAACGCCCUGCGGAUUCUGCUUUGUGGAAUACUACACACGAGAAGACGCAGAGAAUGCAAUGAGAUACAUCAAUGGAACAAGGCUGGAUGACCGGAUUAUUCGUACGGACUGGGACCACGGCUUUAAGGAGGGUCGGCAGUAUGGGAGGGGGAAAAGUGGGGGACAGGUCCGUGAUGAAUACAGAACAGAUUAUGAUGAAGGAAGGGGAGGUUAUGGAAAAAUAGUAGCUUCAAAGAUUAACCAAUCACGUGACCCCAUGUGAUCCCAACCUUGUGCAGACAGAUGUGUGUUUGUCAGAUGUUUUAUAAGGACAUGGCUCUGAGAAACAGACUCUUUCUUGAUUAUUAAGGAAAGGAUCCUCUGGAAAAAACUGCUAGUCCUACUUUCAAAAAACAUCAACUUCCUGUUAUGGAUGGUCUGUGUUCUGGGUGGAUUAUUUAUACAUUGUAU
Saccostrea echinata is the source of this 713-nucleotide messenger RNA. Its product is annotated as nuclear cap-binding protein subunit 2-like. Gene Ontology annotation, biological process: mRNA cis splicing, via spliceosome. Lineage: Eukaryota; Metazoa; Mollusca; Bivalvia; Ostreida; Ostreidae. Gene Ontology annotation, cellular component: nuclear cap binding complex. Gene Ontology annotation, molecular function: RNA cap binding. The record is from RefSeq and is a predicted model, not a curated record. The transcript has 4 exons. Bases 37 to 525 code for a protein of 162 amino acids.